This is a messenger RNA of Brugia malayi, 2823 nucleotides long. Its product is annotated as Adenylate and Guanylate cyclase catalytic domain containing protein. Gene Ontology annotation, biological process: intracellular signal transduction; protein phosphorylation; receptor guanylyl cyclase signaling pathway. The transcript has 20 exons. The coding region runs from base 1 to 2823 and encodes 940 amino acids. NCBI's taxonomy places the organism in Eukaryota, Metazoa, Nematoda, Chromadorea, Rhabditida, Onchocercidae. The record is from RefSeq and is a predicted model, not a curated record. Gene Ontology annotation, molecular function: peptide receptor activity; protein kinase activity; ATP binding.
AUGGGAAGGAAUAUGAUUGUAUUAUUUUUUAUUAUAUCUACGCUCUUAUGUGGUGCAAUUAAACUUGGCAUUUUGGAAAGUGAUCAAAAUCUUGUGCAUAUAUGCAAAAUGGCCAUAGAGGAUGGUCAAGAUGCUGGACAUUGCACUGCUAAUAUCAUCCAGAUACAAGAUGCUGCGACAUGUAUGAUAAAUAAUCCGGCAAAGGGUACAGCUAAUGCUAUAGCUUUUCACUUUCAGGAACACGUAGAGGCAUUCGUUAAUUCGAGAUGUGAAAGUGAAAUAUUAGAAAUAGCUGGUUUAGCUCGUUUCUGGAAUUCUCCAGUUAUGAUACGAGCUGUUACAAAUCCCAUUAUCAGUGAUCAGGAUCUAUAUCCCACCGUUGUGCAAUUUGGUCGUACAUCUGCGCUUGAUUUCACAUAUGCUAUAAAAUCACUUACUGAUUAUCUCAAUAUUACUUCGGUAGUUCUGGUGAGUUCUACUGAAAGCAGCUUUGACCAUUACUCCAUUGUAGCUGGAAUCGAACAAACUGCAAAACAACAACGCUCAUUUAGCAUAGAGAAAUUCAUUGAAAUUGAUGAAAAUGUGCUGAGAGAAAAUAAAAUUAUUGCAGAAGAACUUAGGACAGCCACAAGUACAAUCAUUAUUGGUGAUGAUUUCAACGAUCUUGGAAUGGUUCUUCGUAAUCUGGAAAUGAUUUCACUCAGCGAUGAUCAUUAUAUGAUAAUUUUGAUAUGUAAUCAAAUUAGCGAAAUAUGUACAAGCUCAAUUAAACAUAUUGUCGCUGAUGCUAGUAUUAUUAUUUUAGCUCCAAUAAUUGAACAGUAUAAAGUGAUGGUCGAUAAGCUUAGCGAACGGCUCAAUUUCACAAUAAAAGAGGAGGAAAUAGAAAUGUAUGUGACAAUGUAUGAUGCAUGUUAUGGUUUUUGCUUUGGUACACGACAUAGCUCAACUGUGAAUGGCAAGAAAUUUGCUCAAUCUAUGAGAAAUCAGCAUUUCACUGAUAUAUUUGGGAAUAUCACGUUAGAUGGAGCAGGAAAACGUUUACAAAAUUAUGCAUUUCAAUGGUUGCCAUCAAGAAAUGAUGAAUUUCAAAGGGUUAUGACAUUAUCAAUGAUUGAAGCUCAAUGCACACAUGGAAACAAAUGCUUUGAUUUGGUAACAGCGAAGCAUAUGGAAGCAUAUCGAAUGAUGUGGAAAAUUUCAAAAGAGGAUUUAAAAGUUAUUGAAACAAAACGGUCUAAAGAACAUGCAAUAAGUGAUAACUUAAGUCAUAAACGUCGACAAUUGGAUUCAUAUGCACUGGUUGGUACUUUAAAAGCUGAAUUUAUGUGUUUCAAACAGUAUAAACGAAUUCCAUGGAAUAAAGCGCAAUUGAAAUUCCUUUAUGAAUUGAAAUCAUUGAAUCACAACAACUUAACAAAUUUUAUUGGAAUUUGCUACAAUGAUUUGGAUCGUUUUUACGUGUUACAUACGCUGAUCGAACGAGCGUCGCUAGAAGACUUCAUCUAUGAUCAGCAAUUCAACGUGGAUGAUACAUUCAAGUGUGCAUUUAUCAGGGAUAUCUUAAAGGGAUUACAAUAUUUGCAUAAGUCAUCGAUUGGAUAUCAUGGAUUGUUAUCAUUAAAAACGUGUAUGAUUGAUACGAACUGGGUUCUUAAAUUAACAAAUUUUGGAAUUUCAACUAUGUUGAAUGAAUUAAUUGAUCAAAAUUAUAUACGUACUAUAGAAUUAAUUCCUCAACAAUUUUACAUCACAGUUGCACCGGAAUUAUUAAAUGGUAUUCAAAUUGGAUGGAACUUUCCAAAAGGAACCGCUGUUGGAGAUAUUUAUAGCUUCGGAAUGAUGCUUUAUUCAAUUAUUUUUCGAAUUAAGCCAUUUGAUCGACUUUCACUGAAAGAAGUACUUCAUAAUGUUGUUCAGAAAUCAUUGCGACCACAGAUUGAUAAUGAUAACGGUGAUCCGUUAAUUACAUUAAUGUGCCAAUGCUGGAAUUCAGUGCCAGAAGAACGACCAAAACUUGAAAAUAUUCGUCAAACUAUUGGAACAAUUUUUUCAAAUUCAAAAGGUAACUUGGUUGAUCAAAUGAUUAAAAUGAACGAGAAAUAUGCACAAGACUUAGAACAUAUCGUUGCGGAACGAACUUCACUUUUAGUUGAAGCACAAGAACAAACUGAUCGUUUACUUUGCGAAAUGCUACCACCAUCUAUAGCAGCACAACUCAAAGCAGGAGAAACAAUCAUUCCACGAAAUUAUGAAUCAGUUACAGUUGGAUUCUGUCAGAUUGUUGAAUUUAUGUAUUUGAUGGAGCAUUGCACACCUGAGCAGGUCAUUUCCUUUUUAAAUGAAGCCUUCAUGACUUUCGAUGAAGUAAUCAAAUGUCACGAUGCUUAUAAAGUUGAAACGACAGGUGAAACAUACAUGAUGGCAUCAGGAGUACCAAGGGAAAAUGGUGGUCGGCAUAUUUUUGAAAUUGCUGAAAUUGCACUUAAAAUACGGGAGAAAACUUUCGCUUAUAAGGUCACUGCCGCCCCAAACUGGCAUCUUCGUGUUCGUAUCGGUUUUCAUUGUGGUCCAAUCGCUGCUGGUGUUAUCGGUUUACGGUCACCAAGAUACUGUUUAUUUGGUGAUACGGUAAAUUUUGCCUCUCGAAUGCAAAGUAAUUGUGAAGCUAAUCAAAUACAAGUAGCUGAAAGUACAGCAAAAAUUUUAAUGGAAAAUUCCAAAUAUAAUCUUACAAAACGUGGAGUAGUACACGUGAAAGGCAAAGGUGAUGUAAAUACUUAUUGGUUAAAUGAACUUAUCCUAAAUAAACAACAAUAUUAA